Messenger RNA from Danio rerio (zebrafish), 643 nucleotides. NCBI's taxonomy places the organism in Eukaryota, Metazoa, Chordata, Actinopteri, Cypriniformes, Danionidae. The record is from RefSeq and is a predicted model, not a curated record.
CCCAGGUAGAUCAUGUCACAAAUAUGACCCCAGUUCAGCCAUAUUAAUAUUAAUAGUUAAUAAUUUGUUUAACAGUGAUGGCUGGAGCACAUUCCACAUGCUGGCUGUUGUUUUAAGUGUUCUGGUGUUUGUGCUCAUCUCAUUGACUCUGCUUGUGUAUCGGUUAAAGAAGAAAAAAACAGAUAAUACUGGAACUUGUGGUUCUUCUAACAUCACUGUGGAGCAGGAUAAUACCACUUACAGUAUGGUGGACUUCAUACCUCACCAGGAUCAAUGCCAAAUAUAUGCCAAUUUCCAGGUCCGUCGUGCAGAAGACACUGCUCAUUCAGUCAUAGCAAAAGAAAAUGUAGAAUAUUCCACACUUUCGCAACAGCUGCCAUAAACAUUUGCAAUUUCUUUGAUUGCUUUGACUUUUUUUCUUUGUUUUGGUUGUUCAGUUAUGUUUACAAGAAACUAUCAUAUUAAUCCACAUAAAUGCUGUUUCAUUGUAUACACUGUACAAAUGCUGGGUUCCACACAAUUUAUGUUGGGAAAACAUGAAGGAAUUGAGUUAACAUAUUAGUUUCUACAAAUUUAAGUGCAUUAAACAUCAAACUAUUAAGAUGUCAAAAAAACUCAAGAAUUGUGUUGCUUCAGCUCAUUU